GAUAAUUGAUAACGUCAUUCAUUAUCAGAUAACUCAGGUUCAUCAAAAGUUUUCUAAAGGAUGGUGAAGUGUAACAUUUCAAAUUAUGAGAAACAAUUACUCGUGUUUUGAAUAAUUAUUUGAUGUGUUCUUUCAGUGGCAAAUCUCUUUUUAUAUUCCGAGCUUUAAUUCUUUAGCCAACAUGCCGGAAAUUCAUUGUUAGAAUGAUCUUCGUUCUUGUUUCCUUGAACUGAUAUAUUUACCUGAAGCACAAUAAUAGUGAGUAUAUAACAAUCGACCGAAGUAUUGCAUCAGAUCAGACAGAAUGGAGGCUUUGAUUCCGGUCAUUAAUAAACUUCAAGACGUGUUCAAUACCGUCGGUUCCGAUGCCAUACAGUUACCUCAGAUCGUCGUAGUUGGUUCCCAAAGUUCUGGUAAAAGUUCUGUAAUUGAAAGCUUAGUGGGCAGAUCGUUCCUACCCAGAGGUACAGGUAUCGUAACCAGAAGACCGUUAGUUCUGCAGCUGGUAUAUUGUACUAAAGAAGAUCGCGAAAAACGAUCAUCGGAAAAUGGAAUCAUAACCGCUGAAGAAUGGGGGACUUUUUUACACACGAAGAAUAAAAUUUUCACGAAUUUCGAUGAAAUACGCAAAGAAAUUGAAAACGAAACUGACCGGAUGGCAGGAGAUAAUAAAGGCAUAUCUUCGGAGCCAAUAACGCUCAAAAUAUAUUCUCCCAGGGUCUUGAAUUUAACUUUGGUAGAUUUACCCGGGUUGACAAAGGUUCCUGUCGGUGACCAGCCGGAAGAUAUCGAAGCACAAAUCAAAUCGCUAAUUUUAAAGUAUAUAAGUAAUCCGAAUUCCAUUAUUUUAGCCGUUACUACUGCCAAUACCGAUAUGGCCACUAGUGAAAGCUUGAAGUUUGCCAAAGACGUAGAUGCUGAUGGUAGAAGAACGUUAGCGGUUAUCACCAAGUUGGAUUUGAUGGAUGCCGGUACAGAUGCCGUGGAAAUUUUAUGUGGCAGAGUGAUUCCAGUUAAACUUGGUAUCAUCGGAGUGGUUAACAGAUCUCAACAAGAUAUCAUGAAUAAUAAAUCAAUAGAGGAUUCUUUGAAGGAUGAAGCUGCUUAUCUGCAGCGUAAAUAUCCCACCUUGGCUAAUCGUAAUGGAACACUUUAUUUAGCCAAAACAUUAAAUAGACUGUUAAUGAGACAUAUUCGAGAUUGUUUGCCGGAUUUAAAAACCAGAGUUAACGUAAUGGUUUCUCAAUUUCAAACAUUACUCAAUUCUUACGGCGAUGACGUAACGGAUAAAAGUCAAACUCUGCUGCAAAUCAUCACGAAAUUUGCAUCGGCCUAUUGUUCCACUAUAGAAGGUACGGCUAAAAAUAUAGAAACGACCGAGUUAUGCGGAGGUGCUAGAAUUUGUUAUAUUUUUCAUGAGACUUUCGGCAAAGCGUUGAAUUCUAUUCAUCCUUUGACCGGUAUAUCUAAAAUGGAUAUUUUAACCGCCAUCAGAAACGCUACCGGUCCUCGUCCGGCUCUUUUUGUACCGGAAGUAUCAUUCGAGCUUUUGGUAAAAAGACAGAUUCGUAGAUUGGAAGAACCUUCGCUUCGGUGCGUUGAAUUGGUGCACGAGGAAAUGCAACGUAUGAUUCAACAUUGCGGCGUCGAAUCGCAACAAGAAAUGUUACGAUUUCCCAAAUUGCACGAGAAAAUUAUCGACGUCGUAACGCAACUACUUCGCCGCAGAUUGCCAGCUACAAAUGCUAUGGUUGAAAAUAUAGUCGCUAUCGAGUUGGCGUAUAUCAACACUAAACAUCCUGAUUUUCACAAAGAAGCUGCUAUCGUUGCUUCUCUGGAAAAUCCUAUUGAAAAUCAUGUCUCCGAAAAUAAUCGUAAAUUAUCCGAAAGGGAACAGCGAGAUUGCGAUGUUAUCGAACGUUUAAUCAAAUCAUAUUUCUAUAUCGUUCGAAAAUCCAUACAAGACAGUAUACCCAAAGCGGUAAUGCAUUUUUUGGUCAACUUCAUCAAAGAUAAUUUACAAUCGGAGCUGGUAACUCAUCUGUAUAAAUCUGAACGAGCCGACGAACUACUUAAUGAAUCCGAGCAUGUUGCUCAACGUCGUAAAGAAGCUGCAGAUAUGUUGAAAGCUUUACAGAAAGCUAAUGUGAUUAUUAGUGAAAUCAGAGAAACGCAUAUGUGGUAAUUUUUAUUGGUAGUUUAUCUAGCUAGGAAAAGUAUUCUUGUAGUUUUUAUCUGGAUGACUUGUGAUUAUUAUAUUAUUAUUAUUAUUAUUAGAAGUUUUCAACAGACGAUAGAUAUUUCACGAGCUUAAUGGGAAGCGUUUGUUUAUUUGUGUAAUUAUUGAUACCUAGUUUAUUUACUGUUUUCAAAAAAUAUUCGUAUACUUAGUAUUUCUUCGAAGAAAGAUAUUUAUCAAAGGUGCUGCUUUGUCUUCGUUAUCAUUACAAAGAUUCAUUAUUAUGUACAUAUUUUGUUUUGUCGUACUGUUCGUGUGAUGAAAUAUCGAUAGUUUUCUUUUAUUCUGUUUUUACAUUAUACUUCACGAAAAAUUUUUGUUAUCGUGGUUUUUAGAAUAUUCUAUUGAAUACCUAACUAUGUGAUUUUCUUUUGAUUCGCAGUAAACAUUUUCUUUCAAAUAAUU
Molecule: messenger RNA, 2644 nt
Organism: Planococcus citri (citrus mealybug)
Lineage: Eukaryota; Metazoa; Arthropoda; Insecta; Hemiptera; Pseudococcidae
Product: dynamin-1-like protein
Exons: 2
Coding region: 305-2185 (626 amino acids)
Biological process (GO): mitochondrial fission
Cellular component (GO): cytoplasm; mitochondrion; microtubule
Molecular function (GO): microtubule binding; GTP binding; GTPase activity
Source: RefSeq, a predicted model, not a curated record